Molecule: messenger RNA, 803 nt
Organism: Saccostrea cuccullata (small rock oyster)
Lineage: Eukaryota; Metazoa; Mollusca; Bivalvia; Ostreida; Ostreidae
Product: 3-oxo-5-alpha-steroid 4-dehydrogenase 2-like
Exons: 5
Biological process (GO): steroid metabolic process
Cellular component (GO): membrane
Molecular function (GO): 3-oxo-5-alpha-steroid 4-dehydrogenase activity
Source: RefSeq, a predicted model, not a curated record
UCGUUGAGAUUUGUUUCUGGUCUGAUGGUUUUGUGGGGGAUUUCUAAUUUAGUCACGCUUCAGUUCACCACGGCCCCCUACGGCAGAUACACCCGUCCCGGGUGGGGUUGCCUCCUGCCUGCCAAGCUCGCCUGGUUCCUACAGGAGUUACCGUCCUUUGUUGUGCCGCUUAUAAUUCUCUCAAGGUGGCGUUAUGAUGAAUUAGUGAAUAUUCAUGGGAACAACAUGAUUUUGACUGGAUGCUUUCUGUUACACUACUUUCACAGGACUUUCAUUUUCCCGCUUAGGAUUAGGGGAGGUAAACCCAUUCCUUUGUUUCCUUUCAUGGCCGCCUUUUUCUUCUGUUCAGUAAAUGGUGCUCUACAGACGUACGGGAUACUCCUAUCGAACAACCAGAUCCGCCACUGGUUCCAGGAAGCAAGAUUCUGUUUUGGUAUUAUGUUAUUUUUUACGGGGAUGUGCAUUAACAUCCGGUCUGACAGUUUGCUGACGUCACUAAGGAGAGAGAAAGAAGGCACAUAUCGAACUCCAAGAGGAUUCCUAUUCGAGUACGUCUCUGGUGCUAACUUCCUGGGAGAAAUCGUGGAGUGGAUCGGCUUUUCUGUGGCGUGUUGUAACCUCCCCUCUUUGGCCUUCGCUGUAUUUACUCUGUGUAAUAUCGGCCCUAGGGCUUUCCAUCAUCACAGAUUUUAUCGGGAGAAAUUUGAGGAUUAUCCAAAAGACAGAAAGGCUCUGAUUCCGUUUCUUCUUUAGGACGGGGUUUUAAACACAAAAUCACGGGGAUCAUGCAAUAAAUACAAUUA